GCGCCAUAUAAUAUUUCUGAGCCCUCGCCAAAAUGGCUGCAGAACUGUAGGAGGCAUUCUGUAGGCUCUGGGUCCCAAACGAAAGACACCAAACUAUCUUUGAAGUAUGUCAGUCUUGAAGUUAAAGUUCUCCUUCCAGAGGAGAGUGCGUUUGGCCCAGGGCCUCUGGCUCUUGUCAUGGAUGGCCAUGGUCUCUGGAGCCAUCACCGUUGCCAUGGGGGUCUUCCUCAAGACUGAACUGUUCCGCAGGGCAGAGGUGAUGCACAACAAUGACAUCCACAUUGUGCCCAAUCUGCUGAUGGCGGUGGGGCUGGCAUCUGUGGGGAUCAACAUCUGCGCUGGCAAAGUGUGCCAGGACUCUCUGGAUGCCUCACGGUUUCCACGCUGGAAGAAUCUCCUCACUCCCUUCUUCUGUGUCUCUAUAUUCUUCACCUCCCUGCUGCUGGUGGCCAUGAUAUUGAGCUAUGCCCUGCAGCCCAGUCUAGAGGAGUCUCUGAAAGUGGGCCUGAAGAACGGCAUCCGCUUCUAUAAGGACACAGACACUCCAGGCCGCUGCUUCCAGAAGGAGACAAUUGACCGUCUGCAGGUUGAGUUUCAGUGCUGUGGAAACACCAACUACAGGGACUGGUUUGAGGUGCAGUGGAUCAACAACCGCUACCUGGACUUCACCUCCAAAGAAGUAAAAGAUCGUGUGAAGAGUAACGUGGAUGGCCGUUACCUGCUGGAUGGCGUGCCGUUCAGCUGCUGUAACCCAGCCUCCCCGAGGCCCUGCAUCCAGUACCAGCUUCUGGACAAUGCAGCCCAUUACAACUAUGAGUACCAAUCGGAAGAGCUGAACCUGUACAGCCGUGGCUGUCGUCAGGCUCUGGUCAACUACUACAUGGGCCUGAUGAACACGAUUGGGCCUGGAGUCAUGUCUGUCUUCCUGAUUCAGAUGACUGUGCUCUUUAGCCUGCGCUUUCUACAGACAUCCAUGCAGGCAGUGGAGGGGCAAGAGAACGUGGAGAUCGAGACAGAGGGCUACAUCCUGGAGAAAGGAGUGAAGGAAACAGUCAAGGAGUUGCAAGAGAAGAUCAUGAUCUUCUUCCAGCAAGUGCAGGUGGACGUCGCCCCUCCAGAGACCGAGGCGGCAGCAGAGGAAGCAGCACCAGAGAAGGAGGCCACUCCCGCAAGCUAAAGGACAGGGACUGGUUGAAUAGAAGGUUGAAUAAAGAUCAUAAUUCUAAUGAUCAAACAUCUAAACAAAUAUAAGCAAAACACUCCUUAUUUAUGUUACAUCGUUAUUAAUGAUCAAUAAACUUGCCAUUACAAUUUCAAGAUAAUUUGAUGAAAAAAGUCAUUUAUGACAUCAAAAAUGUCUUGACCAUACUUUCUCUUCAUCCAAACAUAGUGACAUAAAAAUACAGAGAGCUAAGGAACCUGAAGGAAACCAUAGUGUUUCACAGUGGUAUAUGAAAGAGUGUGUAUAUGAAAGCGCAUGCUGUUUGUAGUCCCUCGUUCUGCUUUAUGCGUGGCUAUAAAGAUAUCAGUCUAGAGCAAAUGCAAAAGAAGCGUGAGAACAAUAAAGAUUUGAGUUUGUAUCUGCUUUGUGAUGUUACUGGGUGGAUUUUUCUAGUUUGUAAAAGUGAAUGCAAUGCUGUUUUUGAUUUGAAACUAUUUAUAAAGGCUCAGAGCCCCUCCCUUCUUCCUCAAGAGGGUUCGAAA
Messenger RNA from Pygocentrus nattereri (red-bellied piranha), 1704 nucleotides. It is a transcript of the gene rom1b, whose product is annotated as retinal outer segment membrane protein 1b. NCBI's taxonomy places the organism in Eukaryota, Metazoa, Chordata, Actinopteri, Characiformes, Serrasalmidae. Gene Ontology annotation, cellular component: membrane. The record is from RefSeq and is a predicted model, not a curated record. The coding region runs from base 107 to 1177 and encodes 356 amino acids. Gene Ontology annotation, biological process: visual perception. The transcript is spliced from 6 exons.